Messenger RNA from Melopsittacus undulatus (budgerigar), 2093 nucleotides. Its product is annotated as integrator complex subunit 7-like. Bases 436 to 1347 code for a protein of 303 amino acids. Gene Ontology annotation, biological process: snRNA 3'-end processing. NCBI's taxonomy places the organism in Eukaryota, Metazoa, Chordata, Aves, Psittaciformes, Psittaculidae. The transcript has 9 exons. Gene Ontology annotation, cellular component: integrator complex. The record is from RefSeq and is a predicted model, not a curated record.
UUCGCUGAGGCGGUGUGGUUGAGCGGAGCAUGCGCAGGUGUCCCGUCCGAGCUGAAGCGGUCGGUAUGGCUGCCAGCGGCAAGUCGUUCCUGUCCGAUGCGGGCUAUGGGGAGUAGGAGCUGGACGCGAACUCUGCUCUCAUGGAAGUCGACAAAGGUCUCAGAUAUGGGAAGCUCGGAGAGCAGUGCGAAGCCGUCGUUCGUUUUUCCAGGCUCUCCCAGAAAUACCCGUUCCCCAUUCUCAUUAAUUCAGCUUUCCUAAAGUUGGCUGAUGUGUUCUGAGUCGGAAACAACUUCCUGAGGCUCUGUGUGCUGAAAGUUACUCAGCAGAGUGAGAAGCACUUAAGAGAAGAUCCUAAAUGUGGAUGAGUUCGUCAAAAGAGUCUUCUCCGUCAUUCACAGCAAUGAUCCAGUUGCUCGGGCCAUUACCCUUCGGAUGUUGGGCAGCAUGGCGUCUGUCAUUCCAGAAAGGAAGAAUGCACAUCACAGUAUUCGUCAAAGUUUGGAUUCCCAUGAUAAUGUGGAAGUUGAAGCUGCAAUAUUUGCUGCUGCCAAUUUUUCUGCACAAUCAAAGGAUUUUGCUGCUGGCAUAUGUAAUAAAAUCAGCGAGAUGAGACAAGGUUUGGCCACACCUGUGGACUUACUGAAGUUGAUCCCUAUUCUACAGCACAUGCAUCAUGAUGCUAGCCUAGCCUCCAGCUCCCGGCAGCUGCUCCAGCAGCUGGUAACAUCAUAUCCCUCCACCAAGAUGGUCAUUGUUACUCUGCACACCUUUACUCUGCUUGCUGCUUCUUCUUUGGUUGACAUUCCUAAGCAGAUCCAGCUUUUGUUGCAGUACUUGAAGAAUGACCCCAGGAAGGCUGUGAAGAGACUUGCAAUCCAAGAUUUAAAGUUGCUGGCCAACAAGACACCACAUACGUGGAGCAGAGAAAACAUUCAGGCACUCUGUGAAUCUGCUCUUCACACUCCUUAUGACAGCUUGAAGCUGGGCAUGCUGUCUGUUCUUUCCGUGUUAUCGGGGACCAUUGCCAUAAACAGUACUUCAGCACUGCUCCAGGUCUUUGCCGUUUCCAGUCCCAGGAGCUCUGCAGGAAGGGCCAACUCAUGCGAAUUGCAGAGCAACCAUCUUUCCCUCCUGCAUCCAGCCGGAGAGCAUAGCCUGUCAGCACUGACCGUGCUUUGCAAGGCUGGGAAAAACACCCCGAUGUGGAAGAGAGCAUCCACUCCGCUGAUGUCCGCAGGAGCAGCGUCUUCCCUUCUUGCUGCCAGCCCCGCUUCCCUCCCCGCGAUUUCCAGGUCAAAGACACAGCGAAGAGCCCGAGUCGGAGACUGCCAAAAAGUUCGGUAGAGGAAGCUCUGGCUCAGCGUCUUCACUGUUCGCACUGUUUGCGCUGCCUCGCCUCCGCUUUAACCCGCUCAGGCACUGCCGGCCGGGACAGCCCGCAGCCUCCACCGCAGAGGCGGGCAGGAGCAGCACGGCUGGGCCGGCAGCACUGUCCUGGCACUUACACGGAGGGAAGGGAGGAGAAGAAAAGUGAGAGGAAAAGGAGCAGAGGGAAAAUGCGAGUACGAAGAAGCCGCAGACAGCAAGGGAGAGGCAGGCGCGGGCUGCACUGGCACCCAGCGACGGCGGCCGGGACCGCUCCGGGAAGCGGCGGCGCCGGCUCCGGACCGGGCACCACGACGGGAAGGGGAGUGGAGGAAUCUCUCCUGAGGACUGGGCUUCCCAAAGCCCCUGCUCCUAAACUGGAGGAGCUGGGAGUUUCUAAUAACCUACAUUUUGGGGCGGGGAGAAAGGAAAGGGAAAAAGAAAAAGGGAAAAAAGGAAAAAAAUCCAAACCUCGACCUUUUCCCAUGUAGUCCUCAAGGGUGCUUGUCCAAGCCACGAAAAUGGGAAGUGCCUGGGGGAAGGUCGCAUGCAUUUCACUCUUUGUAUGGCACCAGACUGUGUUACUUUCCAGUGCAGCUGAAGGAGAAAUGAAGCCUUACUGGUGAGAACUGAACGAAUCUUUCCAGAUUCAUCUACCUGUGUUUCACAAGUCUGAGAGCAAAUCUGUCUUUUCCUGCAAGAUAAAAAACAUUUUGCAUUUCAUU